Cuscuta epithymum is the source of this 596-nucleotide messenger RNA. The record is from the annotation of a GenBank genome assembly. NCBI's taxonomy places the organism in Eukaryota, Viridiplantae, Streptophyta, Magnoliopsida, Solanales, Convolvulaceae.
CCGGUAAUUAAACACGAAUUAAGAUGGCGAAAAACGUUCUCUCCUCGGCUGCUAUAGCCGGCGCCGCCCUACUUCUUAUCGUGAUCACCAUACAACCGCCGUGUGAAGCUGCCAGGAUUCUCGAUGAGGAAGACAAAGAAUGGAUGAUGAUCAAGAAAGCCGCCGCAGCUGGUCAGCGCGAUACUCUUCUUUUGAAUUCCCUCCAGUGGCGUGCUGUCACUCCACCCCGUCGAAAUCCCGGCACCAAUGCCGCCGCCACUCUUGGAAAUAAAAACUUCGCCGCCGUUGAUUGUAUUACCAUUUCAAACUCCCAUGCGGCGGUUCAUCCUGACAGUCACCAUUAUACACCUGCGGUGGCGAUGGCGGCGGCGUUGCCCCGCCAUAACAUCCAAUUCGGCGUCGCCGAGGAUGCUAACCACAACGCCAGCGACAACUAGCCACGGCCUACGACGAGAGAUCGAGGCCGGAAAAAUAUAUUCUUGCCGGAAACCGCCGCGCACAAGAGCUUUUGCGUUUUUUCUUUUCUUCUAACUUAGCUUAAUAUACAAAAUGUAGACAAUAAGGUGCUCAACUAGGCAUAUGAUUUAGUGUUAAUC